CCAAAAGAAAAAAAAUAUAUAUCAAGACGAAAGCCGGAGCCGAAGAGUGUGCAGUGGAUAAUGGAGAAGCUGGAGAGCCUGGUGGAGGCUAUCAAGAACAGGGUGCAGUGGAUAACCAAGAAGAAGAAGAAAAGUAAGACGUCGAAUCCGUACAUGAAGAUGGGCAAGAGCGCGAGCGUGAAGAUGGAGAUCAAGAGCCGCAACGCUCGCCGCCUUAUCGAUCGCACCCUUGAAGCCGCCGACCACCCUGGCAAGAUUGCCCUCCCCUCCUGAUCGAAAUCUUAAUUUCUGUCCUCUUAAUUAAUUUCAAAUAAAUAAUAAUAUCAAGUACA
Zingiber officinale is the source of this 332-nucleotide messenger RNA. RefSeq lists its product as uncharacterized. The record is from RefSeq and is a predicted model, not a curated record. NCBI's taxonomy places the organism in Eukaryota, Viridiplantae, Streptophyta, Magnoliopsida, Zingiberales, Zingiberaceae. The transcript has a single exon. The coding region runs from base 61 to 273 and encodes 70 amino acids.